Molecule: messenger RNA, 3130 nt
Organism: Lolium perenne
Lineage: Eukaryota; Viridiplantae; Streptophyta; Magnoliopsida; Poales; Poaceae
Source: RefSeq, a predicted model, not a curated record
AUUCUGAGGCGAUCGCCGCCGACGCGCCCACCGACGAUCGUCGCCGUCGCGCGGCACCGCUCCUGCCCCAGCUCUCCGCGCCGCGCUGUCCUCCGCCGCGAGCGCGCUGCACGCGUGGCCUCGUGGCCCACCAUGGACGUGAGGAGGGAGCAGAACAUGGCGUCGUCCUCCUCCGUAUCGAGUUGGCGGGUCACGUACGCCCUCCGGCCGUUCGCCGGCGGCGGCCGGAACCUCCCCUUCCUCGACGGAGUGCUAAUCAUCCACCACGCCAAGGGGCGCCUUCUCCUGCUUGAUCGCUCAGAAUUCGUGGUUGAUUCGAGGAGGCUUGGGGAGAGGGAAUCGGUUGGAUUUGGCGGCCCUGUUGCUCUUCCGCGCCAUGAUGUCCGAGUUCCCCCCAGACCCCUGCCGCCAAGCUCCCUCUUCGGCGCCGAAGCUCGGCAUGGACGCCGACAAUCGGGAGGUAAUGCGAUUCCGGCGCGCGCCUCGGUCGCGUCUGGAUCGGCUCCCUUCCCUUCAUCGAUUGAGGAGCUUUUCUACAAAGUUGCUCCGACCAGAAAUCCGCUCCGCCUGAGCUCACCGGAGCCGCCGCGUCCGCGCGGUGGUCAUAUUAUUGAUCCUGGAAGAUGGGGCUCGUGUGGAUUGUUGGGGGCCUCUCCGAGUGCUACCACAGCCAUGGCGGAAGGCCCAGUUGCUAUUGCUAAAUUGGGCUUGAGCCCAGCUGCUACCACAUCCAUGGCGGCCAUGGAUGGAGAUCGUCACACGUGUCCUGCGAGCGAACAUCCAUCGUCCAUCGUCAAUGGCAGUCUCCAGCAAGAGGGCCCAGGAAAACCUAGCGCCUAUAUAUCCUCAGAUCGAGACGCCGCCGCUGGUUUUGACCUAGAUCUCAUCCUCAGCCAUUUCUGGGACAAAUCCAGGGUUCCUCCUCAUCCUCCCCCACAAAUUUCUGAUACCUUCGGCUGGUGGCGCGGCAAGGUUGCCGGAGAUCUUCGCUCCUUCGCGCAAGUCGCCGCCUCUCCUCCGUCGAUGGGCGAUGGCGGGGGACGGUUUGGCGGCGGCAGAGGACGCAACCAUCCCAACCGGGGGCGCGGCCGCAACGUCUGGCAGCGGGAGGACGCGGCGCAGACCUCCUCCACCAACCUGCGUGGCUCCAACUCUCACUCUCAGCAGUCCAAUGAUCGAUGGGAGGCUGCGGCGUGGGAGUCGGAGAAGCGCCGCCAGGAGGCUCCCGCCAUUGCUGGAGGUAACACCGGUACUACUCAAGGGGCCGGAGCCAGUUCCCUAAUGGCGGCCGGUGACCCAGCUCCCUGUCUCAAUUGCAACCUUACUGGCCAUUACACCGCGCGGUGUCCCACGAUCCGCUGCGACCGCUGUAAAAAACUUGGGCAUAUUGCUCAGAUCUGUCAGACCAUCCUACCCUGGGAAUGUACUCCUUCUAUGUGUGGAUUCCAGGCCCCUGGUCGUGGUUUUUUCUAUAUGCCUGAUCUAAGUUCCUCCAAAUUGGUCAAGGAAAGAGCCACCAGUGUGGUCAUUACUAUCAUUGAGGGGAAUGCAACCUGUAGAGAGAUUGAACAAUCUUUUAACAUGAUUUUUGGGGAUAGCUGGAGAUGCACUGCCAGGGCUAUUGGUCCGAAUCAGUACACUAUGCGGUUCCCUACGCCUCGUGAAGUGGAAAGAGCAGUGUGCUACGGUGCAUCCAUGAAGCUCAAGACAGCAGAUGCGACUGUUAACCUCUCACCAUGGACGGCUUCGGUCGGAGCUAAAGCUCAGCUUCAGAAAGCCUGGGUAAAAAUUAGCAACAUUCCCCUGGACAAGAGAUGUGAAGCUAAUGUGUUCUAUGCUGGAGGCCUUGUGGGUGUAUCCCUUGAUCUGGAGGCUUCCGCUCUGCAUAAACCUGAGUAUGUCAAAGUCUUGAUUGGCUGUAGAGACAUUGAGAUGAUUCCUGCAAGUGCUGAAGGUUGUCUUGGUGAUAAUUUCUAUGACUUUUACUAUGAGGUGGACAAGAUUGUGGUUGGAGGAAAACCUAGAGAUUCUUCAAACAUUGCGGCGGGCAAUACGGGUGCUCCUUCCCCGAAGAGGCCAAGAUUCGAGCAGAGUAACAUUGUUACUGAAGAUAAUUCUGAUACUCAGCUUAUGAGCAGUCAAACUGAAUCUGUUCACCAGGGUCGCCAGCAUGAGAAUGUUACCAUUACUGAUGUUACAGUUGAAGUGGAUACUCAGGAAUCAGAAGAUGAUAGCGCUGGUGGUGAACUCCUUAUUGAAACUAUUACCAGAGAACAUGAGGAUGCUCUGCGCCAGUCUGGUACGUCUCCUAAUAAGUGGCUUAUUCCCUGCCCCAUUCUUAAUGACAGCAAUAAUUUGCCCUGCAAUUCUCUGACCCCUACGACUGCUCCCACUUCACCCUUGCUGUUACCGUUUUCUCACUCUCUCUCGGAUGAAACCUGGCCCCCGCUUCCUGUGAUAACUGAUGUUACUGACAUGGUAAACUCCCCUACGAACAUGUCCUCAGAUUAUCUGGUCCAAUCGCCUGAGUUAUCUGCGGGAGACAAUGAGGAAGACACUCAGGAGGAGCAGGCUGUCCCAAGAUACAGCCGCAGAUGCCCAGAAGAGGAAAACGCGAACAUCAUGGACAAGGUGGAGAGGGUGGCCAGGAAGAGAAACUUGGAAGGUUUACAAAAAGCUGAGGACAAAGGCUUUCUGAUCGAAGGCGUGGAGAAGAUGACACAGGCGGCGGCGACAGUCUACUCAAGGCGCACAACAUCUUCGUCGAACCAGAGGCAGCUGCUGUUGAUCAAGGGAGCCUAAAUUUUGAUGAUCUGGCUAUCCGGGUUUGCUGAAAGAUUGAAGAGGAUCUCAGGCUUUUGCUGCUAGAAAACUGCUGCUUCCUUUGCUCUUUUGUUCUCGCUGUUCCCUUAGUAUGUGUGAUGUGAACCUGUUUGUCUAGAACUUGUUAUUGGUGGUGUCAGGUUUUUGCCCCAUAGUGGAUAUCUCGAUGUCGAGUAUUCACAGUGGGUUUCCUGGCGCUGCCCCAGCUCGCUUCCCUUCUCCCUAUCCCCUCUCUAUUGUAACAUAACUGAACUUGUUCUUUCCGUUUUUGCAAUGGAAAGGGGUGGAAGCCCGGUUGGAAAAAAAA